Spodoptera litura is the source of this 797-nucleotide messenger RNA. Its product is annotated as leucine-rich repeat-containing protein 58. The record is from RefSeq and is a predicted model, not a curated record. NCBI's taxonomy places the organism in Eukaryota, Metazoa, Arthropoda, Insecta, Lepidoptera, Noctuidae.
CCCUUGCAGUUGAGUCUUCGCGACAACCCUCUAGUAGUGAGGUUUGUCAGAGAUAUGACGUUGCAACCUCCUUCUUUAUUGGAACUGGCUGGUCGCACCAUCAAACUACAUGAGAUACCGAUACGGCAAGGCGAAGUACCUUUAACGUUGAUGAGGUACCUUGGAGCAGCUCAAUGUUGUGUUAAUCCCAAAUGUAAAGGUGUUUUCUUUGACAAUCGUGUGGAGCACAUCAAGUUUGUCGACUUCUGUGGCAAAUACCGCAUUCCACUUCUGCAAUAUCUAUGUAGCUCUAAGUGCAUCACUGGAAGUUGGGAGAGUCGCGAGGCAGAUAGCAAUCCUCAUCCUCACAUGAUGAGGAAAGUUCUCCUGGGCUGACUAUAGCCGCGAUUUAUGUGGUCUAUCCUAUCUAAGACCUCUAACAGUAACUUGUAAAAUAUGAUAAAAAAAACUAUUUUAGUAAACACUGUUUAUUACAUACCUAAGAAAAUGUUUUGUUAUUUCAUUGUUAUUGUUAUCCAGGAGUCUAAAUUUGUUUUGAUUAAUAUCUACUUAUCUAUAAAAAAUAAAAUAAAACAAGUGAGGAAAAAUUGUAGUUAAUGUUCAAGUUUCGUUUCUUCAGCAUUGGUAUACUGAUAAAUAUUUUUUUAGAAAUAUAUUGGUGAAUAAAUAUUGGGGCCAUGGUUGUUAUAAUUAUUCAUUGUAAGAUUAUCCUAAGGUACCUACUUGCGCAUAUAUAUGUGCCAAUAUGUGAUACAUUUUAUAGAACAUUUAUAUUGAAAUAAAGUAUAUUUUCAUUA